This is a messenger RNA of Dunckerocampus dactyliophorus (ringed pipefish), 1728 nucleotides long. RefSeq lists its product as uncharacterized. The coding region runs from base 445 to 1599 and encodes 384 amino acids. The transcript is spliced from 7 exons. NCBI's taxonomy places the organism in Eukaryota, Metazoa, Chordata, Actinopteri, Syngnathiformes, Syngnathidae. The record is from RefSeq and is a predicted model, not a curated record.
UUUCUUUGUUUUGCUCUGAAAAGAAGUCUUGAAAAAACAGGCCUUAUUUUGUUUUUCUUUGUUUGCUUUUAAUGUGAAAAGCCAAUAAAGGAAUGACGGGUGGAUUCGUCCUUGAUCCGUUUUGUCCGUUUUAUAACCGUGCUUGUCCAGCGUUUCUUUGUCUUUGUGAGAAAAGCAAAGGAGUUUUUAUUUGUGUGCUGGUGGCCAAGAAGCCUUCAAAGAGCAUCUCAGCACUCAAAGCACUCGGCUGCCUUGUGAUGGCAUCACGUGGCGUUGCUGGAAAUGAUGCGGGACGAUGAAGCCUAUAAAAGGGACGUCACCGUCAGACACUCACUCUACUUCCGCCUGGAAGAGACUGACAUCUCCGUUCUUCACGACCGAUCAUCCAACCGUCCUUCCUUCUUCCAGCCCGUUUGGUUCUGAGACGACUCUUCAGCGGACAAGAUGAGAAUGAUCCUUCUGCUGGUGCAGCUGGCCACCUGCUGUGCCAUCGGCUCAGCUCUUCAGUGCCAUUCAUGUAAUCUUGAUGGAACCAAACCUGACAGCUGGGACUGGGUUAAUACAUGUAAACUCACCCAAUGUAAAGCAGGAGAUCAGUGCUUCGUCACCAAAGUGAAAGAUGCAGGCCAGGUCUCCUACCAGGUGGGCUGCAAGGCUGCUUGUAAAGCUGAUGAUAACACUAAGUGCUGUAACAACGCUGAUAAAUGCAACAACUGGCUGGACGUGUCUGCUGCACCAGCAUGGAAGAAUCUGGAGGCCAUCAAGGCAGCUUGCGACUUCAGCAACAGCCAGAACAACCUGAAAGGCUGCGUGAAAGCCAUCUCCUCCACCAAGACUCUCAGCUGCUAUCAAUGUAACCUUGGAGACAGCUAUCUCACCGACUGGAGUAAUACAUGCACCUCCACCCUCGCCCAAUGUCCAAAUGCAGGAGAUCAGUGCUUCAUCACCCAAGAGAAAGAUCAGAGUACAAGCAAGGUCUCCUAUAAGAUGGGCUGCAAGGCCACGUCUGACUGUGACAGUAAUAAUGCUAACACUAAGUGCUGUGACUCUGAUGGAUGCAACAACUGGCUGGACGUGACUGCUGCAAACCAACACUCUACUGUCAAGGCAGCAUGCGACCAGACUCUCACAAACUGCGUGGCUGCCGUCAUCAAGGCCAAGACUCCCAGCUGCUAUUCAUGCUCUCCUGACAUUGGAGCGGACUACUUCAGCAACAACUGGAAUUGGGCUGAUACAUGCAAACUCACCCCCAACCCCACCCCAUGUACAGCAGGAGAUCAGUGCUCCGUCACUAAAGUGUCAGGUGCAGUCACCUACCAGGUGGGCUGCAAGGGUGAUUGUGAAGAAGAUGCUGACACUAAGUGCUGUGAUGCUGAUGGAUGCAACAACUGGCUGGACGAGGCUGCUGCUGCAUGGAAGAAGGUGGAGGACAUCAAGGCAGCUUGCAACUCCACCAUCAAGGACCUGACAGUCUGCCUGAACGCCAUCGACCCAAACUGGAAGGCCAACGUCACCAGUGGUGGGGGGGGGCUGGCUGGUGCUUUGGGCCUGCCUUGGGUCUUGGCCAUCAGCGUGAUUGUGUUGGUGGUGCUGGGCUAACCCCCCAUGCAGCCCCCCCUUCCCCCCCAGCCAUCAGCGUGAUUGUGUUGGUGGUACUGGGCUAACCCCCCAUGCAGCCCCCCCUUCCCCCCCAGCCAUCAGCGUGAUUGUGUUGGUGGUGCUGGGCUA